Messenger RNA from Paramecium octaurelia, 1879 nucleotides. Lineage: Eukaryota; Ciliophora; Oligohymenophorea; Peniculida; Parameciidae. The record is from the annotation of a GenBank genome assembly.
AUGUUAUAAUUUAUAUCCAAAAGACCUUUCUGUGUUCAACUCAAAGACAUCAACACAAUGCUUAGUAGAUUGUCCUCAAGUAUCAAGGAAUUCAACUAUGUCAAUCGUAACAUUGAUAAGGCAAUCAAAUCAAGAGAGUAUUAGGAAAUACUGGAGAGACUCCCUCAAUCUCAUUCCCAACUGGAUAAUUAUGGUUAAUUAUUUAAUUAUCCAAUUUUAGGACUAUAAUGUGGUUUAGACUCGUUUUCUCAUAUUUUUGAUCAUCUGGGUUAGGAUAGAAAAUUAGAACCUGUUCGAUAAUUUUUGGCAAAGAAAGCCGAUAAUUUAUUGCAAUAUCCAAUAAAUGUUCUAUGCGACACCUAUUACAAUUUAACUCUUCUAAGAAGUGAUACAAAUAAAUUUCAAGAUCAAAUUUUAACACACAUUAAAAUCCACAAAAGUAUUCCUGGGGAACAAUAUGUAAGAUUACUUAGGGCUUUGACUAGAAAGUUUAAUUUAACAGAAUAUGAUCAUUAAUUGAUUUAAGUGCUAAAUUAAUUAAAUAUAAAGUAAUCUUAAGUCUAAAUUUUACUUAAAUGCUUUAGGUUAAUUGUAGAACAAAAUUUAAUUUAGAUAUUUUGCUGAGCUUCACACCCUGCAUUAAAAACCAUUGUAUGCAUUUCCUGAGCUUUUUGAAUAUAUAGCAACAUAAAUAAAGAAAUUUCCAACUCAUAGUUAUGGUGAUAUUUUUUGUGGAUAUCAUCAUUUAGGAACCACCUUUGAUUAAACUUUCUUACAUAGAACAGUAAAUGAAUUCGAACAUUCCAUCGCAACCUAUAAAAAUGGUAUGACAUAACUAGCAAGUAAUAAAUAUCAUUAAUUAUAAAGUGUAAUAAUAUAUUUCAAUCCUGAGAAUUGCAAAUAAACUAGAUAAAAGUGACAUAGUUAAAUUUAAUUGGAAUUUACACUUCAAUGCCUUAAAGGAAUUGCUUUCAUAAUGUGAUUUCAAAUAAAAAACAACUAUUACUUCAUUUUGUUCACUGUUUAUUGAUAAAAUAUCUCAAUAUGAUCAGAGUGAAAAGGAUAAAAUAUUUGAAAUGAUCAGAUCAUUCUAAACUCCUGGAAUUUGGGAUUUCUUUUACUAAAAUAGAUAGUAUUUUACUUAGUAGUAAAAUUAAUUAAUACUUGAAGAAGUAACAGAAUUUCAUAUUUUCAGUUUAUAAAUUACGAAUAAGAAAAGUAAUAAGUAAGUGAUUAAAAGUACCCUCAAAAUUAUGUGUUUUACAACAAAUACGCUCGACUUUAUAAUCUUCCAGAAAGAAAGGAACAGCAAUUCUUAUUGGGAGGCUUGGUUUUAUCGUAAUAUGAAUAAACUACAGAUGAAGUAUAAACCAUGAAAUUUCUUCAGAAUCUUACAAUCAAAAAUUAAUUUUGGAGUUCAUAAUUCAAAAUUUUAUUGAGUAGCAUCAAUGGAACUCAAACUCUAGAGUUCUGGAAAUAAUAAACUAUUAAAAAUACUGGUAGAGUUAAAGAAGAAUAUUCAUUGGAAAUACAAAGACAUCUCAAUGGUGAUUUUUACAUGUUUCCAAAAGUAUUUAAUCUAUAUCAGUGUUAAUUUGUAAUUUGGUCUUUCCAACACUUUCAAAUGGCACCUGUACUUGUGGCACCCAUAUUUUAUAGAACACUAGGAAACCAUUAGAAGUAUGUGUUUUUAAAAAAUUUUAGUCUGAUAGACGAAUUAGUGGGCUUAUUUACAUUUCAUAAAUGUGGUUUCAAUGAAGUAGGGUAUAUUUGGGAAUAAAUGAAUUACCCUUAAAACACGAAGAUAAUUUCUUUUCUUAAUGCAGCCAAGUCUGAGGAUUCUCCUUAAAGGAUUAUUAAUAAAUUAAAAGAUUUCUGA